Messenger RNA from Camarhynchus parvulus, 6173 nucleotides. RefSeq lists its product as uncharacterized. Lineage: Eukaryota; Metazoa; Chordata; Aves; Passeriformes; Thraupidae. The coding region runs from base 235 to 2283 and encodes 682 amino acids. Gene Ontology annotation, molecular function: protein binding; calcium ion binding. The transcript is spliced from 4 exons. The record is from RefSeq and is a predicted model, not a curated record.
CCGACCUGCGCCGCGGCCGCCGAGGGCUGCCCCGAGCCCGCCCUGCUGCGCGCCGCCGACAGAGCCGCCCAGUUCGCGGGGGACGACUUUGCCCACGCCGCUCCCGAGCGAGGCGGCGGCGCCCCGGGCGUGCAGCUCACCUGCGACGUCAAGCCAGGAGAAAAUGAAGUUCCAUCUGAAGAUGCCCUAAUACUACAACUGCACCUUGCAAAAGGGCACGAGAAAUUCACAGAAAUGCUAAAAAGCCAACAGCAGAUCAUUGUUGAUUUGCAGCAAAAACUUGCUGAACAGCAGCACGUGUUGGUUAGCCAGCAACAGGAGAUUCUUGAACAGCAAAGAAAAAUGUAUGAGCAAAUGGAUCUGAUCAAAGUCCAGUAUGGCAUGCUUUUUGAUACAGUGAAACAAAUGUCAUUUCAGAGUUUGCAAGAAGAUAUUCAAAAUUAUUUUGAAAGUCAUCUUCAUGGGCUUCAGAACCAGGUCAGAAAUCAUCUCCAGAAGUCAUACUCUGUGCACAAAGUAGAAGUGGAUGCAAAAGUGAUUAAUGUUGGGGAGGCUUUGCUGGACUGUGGCCUUUGUGAAAGUGACGAAUUUUGCAAUUUCCAAAAGACUCCUUCACAAUGUGAAAAGUGCACGUUGUGUCCUGCUGGUUUUUUCCAAAUGGCCGAGUGUUCUGCAAACUCUGAUCGGAUUUGCCAGGACAGAGAUGAGUGCAUUGAAUCUCCAAGCAUUUGUGGUGAGAGGAUAAAAUGCCUCAAUACUCCAGGUGGUUUCCGAUGCCUUGGAAUUGCUGAGAAGGAUGCAGCUUUGGGAAUGUGUGGAGAGGAAUAUUUCUUUAAUAAGGAAAUGCAGGAGUGCCAAGCAUGUUUAAAGUGUGAAGAUGGAAUGGUGGCUGUGCCUUGUUCCACUGUCAGUGACACGAUUUGCUCAGCAGCCAGUGAAAACAAGCUCUCAGAGUCUUGGGCUGCAAACAUCGUUCUGCCCUCUGCAAAGUCUGGCGUCUCUCAGGUCUACUCUGGCUUGAACUUGAAGAUAAAAGGAAAGCUCCCCUGUGAUAUCCUGUCCACUGAAGAGAGCAGCCUGGUAUUCAGGCAACAUGGUCUGUUGUGGACUGACCUAAAUUUUGCAGUAAAGCACAACUGCAGGAACUUCUUGCAGCUUUCCUUAAAGCUUAAUGGCAGCGAGGAAGACCAUGAACUGAGUGGUGUUCGGAUUGAGCAGCCAGAGGGAAAAUAUUUCCAGAGCACGAGUUUAAGUAGUGCUGCUGAAGUGGAGCCCAGCCAAACUCUUUCUGUGUAUUUGAGGAGCCCUAAUCAAUUCUGCAAUCAAAGCAAAGACUUAAAUAUUUAUGAUCUUAAUACCCCACUCAGUUUGUUUUGGUUGUCCCAUGACACAGGUGCUGUGGCACUCAGUGCACAGAUGUCAACAGCCAUGCAUUACCAAACCAACUAUCGACCUACCUUUAAAAUAAUUUCUGUUUCUGACCCUUAUAUGCUAAGUUUAUCUCAUGAUGGUAGAGCUAUAAAGUUCACUGAAACUGGUGUUGUCAAAUUUGUGUUUCAUCAAGCAUUGUAUUCCAUGGGUCAUACAUGUGUCCGAGAGGGCUUCUCCCUAAUUUCUUACAUCAAUAGGAAUGGUACCAACAGAGAAUUAAUGAAUGUAUAUAAAUCUGGGGUAAAUUACAGGGACACAUCAAUAUCUGCUUCUGGGGCCACAAAGGUUGAUGCUGGAGAUCUGGUUAGCUUUGAGAUACUUUCUCCUGCACAGUGUAAUGUUCGGUAUUUUGGAGAUAGUUCUGGAAUCAGUAUGUUCAGCCUCAUCUGGAUCCCUUCAGCAGUUUCUAGUGCCAUAUCAGCUACAGUUUCUGUUACAGGUCUCCCUACUGGAGCAGUGAGAAACAAACUACUGGAUUUCACCCAGGUCUCAUCCAAUGAGAAACAGAUACAGCUGGUUUCUUCUGGACAGCUUGCUCAGAAGUAUUUUAUUUUUACUGAAAAGGGAGUUGCCAGCAUUGCAUUUAACUUAAAGCUAAUCCAUUCGUGCAAUGUGCUCAAAGUGACUCUCAAUCAGCUGACCAUGGAUCACAUGCAACCCACAGCAGUUGCUCAGCAGAUUGGAGGUCAGAUGCCAGAGGGAAGCAUAUGGACCAGUGUGUCCCUCCGUGCAUCUUUUGAAGUACAUAAUGGAACACUGGUAUCAGUUUCUCUUGACUGUGUGCGUGGAAGGAUCAACCAGAUCACUCAUGAACAUGGAACCAGCAUAUCUAUUUUAUGGAUUUCAUCUUAAUUUCUGCCCAGUGAAGUUAGCAUGGAAUUGGGGUUUCAAUUGUAUUUGGAUUCUGCUUUGAUUCUAUACAUAUUUGACACUAUACUGUGUUGACUUGAGCAGGUCAUCCCACAAAAUGCUCUCAAUUUUAGGAAUAUUUAAAUAUAAUCAUAACUGAAUUAUCACUAUUUAAAGAAAACAAGAGCUUUCAAGUGAAGAUUUUAAUUCUGUUACCAUCUUCAGGCAGGGGAAUGUGGAAUUCAGAUCAAAUUCCCUUAUUUUAAUUUAAAAAAAUGUUUAUUUCUGGACCACAAAAAAUUGCAGCUGAGGGUAAAUAGCAUUUAGUACUGUAACUGAAAGCAGCACAGCCAAAUAAUUGAAACUUGCUUUAAUUUUUUUCAUGCAACAGGCUAAUAAAAAGACUAAAUGUACUUUCGGGCUAAUUUGUCUACAUCUUACAAAAUGUUUUGCUUUCCAUAAAUUGAGAGAACAUGCCUCAAAUAGGUGAUAAUGUGGCAGCACUAGAGUAUACAUUCUUAAUAUUGUGGAAAGGGACUGGGUCAAAAAUAGGAUAUUAUUUUUACAACAAAAACAGUGGAACUAAUGACUGCUCUAAUUUCAUUUGGAAGUAAUCUGCAUUUAAGGAAUUUAGGAAGGCUUUUCUCUGUUUUUAGUUUUGCCAGUGAAAAGUUGCAGAAUGAGAAGGAAGGAAGUCUCUUCUUACAAGGAAGAGUACAUAGGCAAAAAGAAACAAGUAUAUUAAAAGAAUCUCUUGAGAAUUGGACUUCUGAAAAUUAAGCAAAUUUUUAUUCCGUUACUUUUAAGCAGCAAAAUAUUUUUCUGAUUUAAAACCCCCAUUAUUCACAAAUCUGUUUAUUUUGUCAGACAGGUACUUACAUUUAAAAGGCUUUUUAUUUUUGUCCAAUCAAUCAGUUAAUUCAACAAAAUGGUGUAUUCAUUGAUGCUAAUUUUUAUCUUCUUCCAACUCUUCCAUCAAACUAGUUCUUUCUUUUUCUAAACUAUAUAGACUGUUUUAUCCCAUUUUCUUCUUUCUCCUCUACAAAUGCUUUUCCACUCUCCUUUCUCAUUUCUUUUGUUAAGAGUAAAGGACAAGCCUUGUCACAUCUCUUUCCAGCUUUCAGCAUUCCUACAACAGGAUACAUGUUUGUGUCACAGAUGUAACUACAGGAGGGGGAUGUUACCAAUGCACUUGCAGGCUGCCUUAAAUUAACCCUACUGAAAAGAAAUAUUAUGCACUAUAUUACUUUAAUGUGUCUGCCUGAGUAUGUAUAGCUAAGAUAUAUGUACAUUGCUGUGUUUUAAUCUGUUUUGGGGUUUGUUACACUGUUUUUGCUGUAUAAUGGCCUCCUAUAAUUUUCUGUAAUAGAAUGAACCCAAGUGCAAGACUUCUGUCUGGUCAUUGGUUUAACUUGUGACAUUAUAACUGUGUCCUUAACAUCUGAAGUUAUCUUUCCAUCAUUGUUUUUUUCUUCAAGAAUAUGCUCAAGGGUUCAGGCUUUUGACAAACUGCUUUCCUGCUCCAAAUAGAGAACAGUAGUUGUUCUUGCUUUCAGCUGCAAAAUCCAAGCAGCCUGUCAGAGGACCCCUCCCUGGGCUUUGUGUUGCAGCCAGUGUAAGUACACAAACCAGUAAUCCUGGUGUCCCCAAAGUCUGUCAGUGACAGAGAUCUCAGUGCCUGUGUGUAGCCAGCAUCUCAUUCGUUCUUGCAAGGUCAUAAGGAAGGAUGGAUUAAAACUGCUAUUGAAGGUGUUCAACAUUUGCACAAUACAGUUAUCAUUACAGAGGUCAUUUGUAGUGGUAGAGAAGGACUUCUGGAAUGAAGAGCACCUGUAUCUGUGUGCAGAAGAGCUAUGUUACCUGGGAGCAGAGCAGUUUUUCUGGGAACUUCACUCUUGGAGCCUACUAAGACUGAACAAAGAUGAAGUGGCAGAGGAGUAAAAGUUCUUCUGACAUUCUGCUUUCUGUACAAGGGUGCAUGUGAUGUAGGAGAAGCUCUGCAGAGAGCACACCUGGGUAUUUUUAUGGUAAGAGUUGAGGGAGAGACAAUGUUAGAGAAAGGUAGAAAUUAUAGGCUUACGUUUUUGUUUUAGAAAAAGUUAAGGAAGCCACUUCCUCACAAACAGAGCCCCUUAUCCUUUGCUGGUUUGUGCUCUGCAGUUUUGUUGAAGGUUGUCACUCACCAGAAUGACAGCUUAAGACUCAUUCUAGAUUUAAACCUGUGUAGCAGAGAUCAGAAUCUGGUGUUUGAAAUAAUCUGGUACAUCUUCAGCAAAGUGCAGAUGUUACUUGAAUAUAGUAAACAUUUGUCUAUAUGUGGCAUAUAGCAAAUCUAAUGGCAUGGUUUGUCUGAGUAUGCUUUAUUUGAGUGGGAUUGUGAGAUUAGUGCAGUUAAACAGGGAAGAAAAUGAUGCUACAAUCCUGUAUUAUGCAUGCUGGUGGUAUUUGUGUUUAAAUGCACUGUUAUUAAAGGAUACAGAAGGUACAAGGAAGGUACAAGUGAACAUUAUUACAACUGAGAGAAGUUCCAGAGAAUAAAUUCUUCAAUAUAAUAAAACUUCUUCAAUAUAGUAAAAGGGUUCUGUGGAGAGUGCCCAUAAUUUCUCUUAAAUUCAGAGUAAGUUUUUAGAUGCACAGUGGCAGAAACACAGUUUGUAUCCAUCUGGUCGUGAUAAUGCAUCUAAUAAUGUUUUACUUAUGUCAUCUGAGAUAAGGCACUCAGAGAGUGGAGAUAUGUAUUAUCUAAUUAUCUAAUAUGUAUUAUUAAUUGCAGUUUGCAGCAAGAUUAGCUUUAUUUCAAGAAAGAGGAGGCUGAUCAUUGAGCCUCUUUUGAAUCUCUCCCUUUCAAAAAAAGAAAAACCUGGAUCUGUCAUUGAGGGCACUCAGACCUUGGUUAUAACAACAGGAAUUUGAGUGAGUAUGUUGGAAUCAGUAUAGAAUUAUGAUAGCCUAAUUAAUGGCAUAGUAUAUAGCCUUUGCAUCUAUGAAAAUUAUAUAUAUUGCCUCAUACCAUGCAACAUUAAGUGGUGCACUACGUCCUGAAUAAGAUAGAGUUCAAGAGGAAUCGAUGCACAAUGAAUGCUAAUCUUAUGGCACUUACCCCAUUUGCUGUAAUAAAUUGCAUGUUUUGUUGACAGGUAUCUUAUAAAUUAUAUUUACAAAUUUAGAACUUUUUUUCCCCAUAUUUUUUUCUAUUAAUAGUACAAUAUAAUACUAUGAAGUACAGAAUUCAUUAAAAAGCUUUUAUUUUGCAUGUUUUGAGACUACAUUCAUGAAUAUGGUUAAAGUAGCUGGAGACAGGCUCUUCAGUCUUUUCUGUCAGAGAAUGUUUCCAAAGGAAGGAUUCACAAAGUAACAGAGUAAGUAUGAGGAUGGUAGAUUCUACCUGUACAGAAUUAGUUUAAGUUAAAACAUUCAGGAAAGCAGGUGGUUAUUUCACUGUGUUAUGAAGAUAAUGGACAACUUCUUGUUAUAGAAAACUUGACCAUUACAGGAGGAAAAUAAUUUAGGUUGUAUAGUGCUGCUUAUACAAAAGAAAAAAAGAUUUGGCUUACAAAACCUGCAUAGAUUUGUAUUGGGAAACAUUUUGGAAGUUCAAAGGUUUUACCUGAAUAUAUUUAUUACCUAUGCAAAUUUUUUAUGCUUUCUGUCAAGUCAAAACUGGGCAGAAUAUGUGAAGUCUAUUUUAAUGUUGUGGAUAUUCCUCUGUUCUGUGGUCUCUGCAGAUUGCAGUACACUGUGAGAACUGUACUAUUUUCUAGUGGUGCUUUUAAAAAAUUUUUCUACUUUGAAAUAUUACCUUGUUUUAAAAAUACUGUUUAGAUACUUUCCUUUGUUAAUAUUACAUUGUAAUAUGUUUUAAGAGAACUUCACUGAGAUAAAUAAAAUUAUAA